Messenger RNA from Glarea lozoyensis ATCC 20868, 1356 nucleotides. RefSeq lists its product as uncharacterized. The record is from RefSeq and is a predicted model, not a curated record. The coding region runs from base 1 to 1356 and encodes 451 amino acids. Lineage: Eukaryota; Fungi; Ascomycota; Leotiomycetes; Helotiales; Helotiaceae. The transcript is spliced from 3 exons.
AUGGGACAAAGUUUUUCCAAGCAAUCUCGAGUUCAAGGCGAUCAAGAAAGCAAACAAAAGAGUUUGGAUGCUGGGUGGGCGGCCUCUGUUUUGGCAAGCGAAAGAUAUCAGACGGGAAAAGAUGGACGUCAAGAUCAGAGCAUCGAAAGAACAAUGUGCGAAGCAAGCUCAAUAAAUAACAGUAAUGCGAAACUUGAAUCUGAUGAUACAGAUUGGGAUGACAUCGGGGUUUCUCACCGCGCAGUCACGUUUGCUAUGCCAGAUAUGAAGGAGAGAUUGAAUGAUUCAGUACGGGAAUUUUUACAUGGCAAGAAUCCAUCAACGGCCAGCCCAAGGGAUGAGUCAGAAAGAACGGAUAUCUCUAUUGCAACUCAAAGGGCAGCCGGCCCUGGAAAUCUUGGGGAAAAACUUAGAAAGAUUGAGGAGUCAUCCGCGUUCAAAGAUUUGGAGGACAACUCAAAAAAUGCUUGGCAAUCAUUACAUCGAGUCCCGAUUACAAGUGAAGUAUUAUCCAACUCUCAACAUCCAUCGAAAUACCCUCCAUUACCCGAGCCUUUAUUUCCUGAAUUUGAUGUCACUCAACUGAGCACCACCUCUCCGAAUAAUGAAAGAAAGGAAUGUCAGAAAAAAAGUGUUUCAUUUGGACAGAUGAGAUCAGUAACUGAGGAAGAACUUAAGACGAAAAAGGAUAGCAAAAAUGAUCCCCCGAAGCCCACCUCAGUUCAAGACACCAAGAACUCUGUGGAGGUCCCAUCAAACUCCAAAGCCGCAAGUUCUAUCACACCGAAGCAUGAAAAGAUGUUGGCGAAGAAGAAAGGCAAGAACCGCAGCAAAGUUCCUCCAAUGCCUACCCCAAGUCAAGAUACCAAGAACGCUACAGAGGCCGUAUCAAGUAGCAAAGCCGCAAGUUCUAUUACACCGAAGCAUGAAAAGACGUCGGCGAAGGAGAAUGGCAAGAACAGCAAUAAAGAUCCUCCAAAGCCUACUUCAAGUCAAGAUACUAAGAACGCUACAGAGGCCGUAUCAAGCAGCAAAGCCGCAAGAUCUAGCAUACCGGAGCAUGAACAGACGCUGGCGGAGAUGGAACAAUAUCUUGACGACGAUAAUAGUAUCUUUUAUAACGCUAUGGUAAUUAUGAACGGGACGAUCAAAGCUCAGCAGAAAAAACUGGAAGAACAAGAGCAGGCUCUGGAGAAUCUGAGGACACAAAUGAACUGUGGAGGUCUAAAGAUGUUAAAAGGUCUCAUGUACGUGCAUGAGGGACUUAGGGAACUUGAGAAGCUGGAGGAAUUUGUAUUCAAGUGUGAAUGUGGAAAGGAGUGUGGAAAAUUGAAAGGGUGGGGAGGGCCUGAAUAG